Molecule: messenger RNA, 815 nt
Organism: Arabidopsis lyrata subsp. lyrata
Lineage: Eukaryota; Viridiplantae; Streptophyta; Magnoliopsida; Brassicales; Brassicaceae
Exons: 1
Coding region: 86-694 (202 amino acids)
Biological process (GO): protein ubiquitination
Cellular component (GO): cytoplasm
Molecular function (GO): ubiquitin protein ligase activity
Source: RefSeq, a predicted model, not a curated record
AAUUUGCUCUCAUUACGAUUUGCGAAUCUCUUCUUCUUCUUCUCUGUUUGAAUAUUUUUGGGAUUUUCUCUUUUCGUUUCAAAACAUGAAUUCUCGCAAAGUGGAAUUUAGCAUCAUCAAUCGCAAGGAACUCUCUCCAGCACAACCAAACUCAGUCAUCGUUGUCAUCGACACCAAAUCUGAAGAGAUCUUUGAAAACCCAACAACCGGUCAUCAAACCCGGCGCCGGCCCACUCAGGUUUCACCACCUUUUCUCAUCGAUAUCAAUCUCCGUAGUUCUAGUCUCGACCACAUCCGAACGCUUCUCCACGAUCGAUUAGUUGGCUACCCUUGGGGUUGCUUGUGCGAUAUCUUAGCCACAGAGAUCUCAACGGAGGCCAUCAACUUGGGUUUUGGACGCAACGGCUUUACCUUGACCAUGACCGUUACAGUUACUUACCAGACCGUCUUCGUUACGUCAAACGUCGAGAAAUCAUUGAGAAUGGUUCUGCUAGGGAGAGUGAAAGCAGAGGAAUUGAAGAGCUUGAAGAUGGACACAGAGUCGUGCUCCAUCUGUCUCGAGAAUCUAUCCGGUCCGAAACCUAUCGGCCUAACACGGAUGGCUUGUUCCCAUGUCUUCCACAAUCGCUGUCUCUUGGAGUGGCUCAAACGUAAAAACACUUGUCCCCUGUGUCGGACUGAGCUCUACGAAUGAUGACUGGAACCAAGGACUGAAAUUAAUUAGGGCUUCAUCUACUGAUUUCACAACGCUUUAGUUUUUUGGGAAAAUAAUGUAAUUUUGUUAUUAAGGUUUCCAAUCGAAGUUAUAAAUUCUA